GAUUGAUUCCAUCAAACCGUCUGAAUCGGAUUUUCCCCUUCGUUUUCUCCUUUUUCUUCUUCUCUACAUAAUUCUUUUCUUUGACCAUUUACUUCACCUCCAACACUUUUUCUAGGGUUCCUUUCUUCAUUCCUCUUCCACUUCUCUCUACUAAAUUUCCCUUGUCUUUUUUUCUUCACUCUCCAUCAGCACAGAAUCUCUCAGAUGGCGAAUUUCGCUCCCUCUUCUUCAGCUGCUGCUGCGGCCACUGGUUGUGGUUCUUCUUCGGGAGCAGCUAUUGACGAUGCAUUCGAAGACGCUUGCAGUAUUUGCCUCGAGCCUUUCACUGCGCAAGACCCUUCCACUUAAUAGAGUGUCAAGAUUUGUACAUUGUUUCUUAUUUCAGGUCACUAGCUGCAAACAUGAGUAUCAUCUUCAAUGUAUUCUUGAAUGGUCACAGAGAAGGAAAGAGUGUCCAAUCUGUUGGCAGCUUCUUGUCCUAAAGGAUCCUACCUGCCAAGAACUUCUAGCUGCUGUUGAUACUGAGAGGUGUUUGAGGUCAAGGAACACAUCUUCUGCUGCAUCUGCAAACCUACCUCAUUUUCAUGAGGAUUUUGAUGUAGAACAGGAUUCCUACUCAGAUGACUCAGAUUUUGAUGAGCAUAUUAUGCAGCAUCUAGCUGCUGCUGCUGCAAGCAGAGCUCAUUACCUUCGCAGAAGGGAGAGGCAGAGAUCAUCAGGACAGGGUCAUCCACGGUUUCUUGUCUUCACCUCACCUACAAAUAUACCUACUGCACAACAAUCACGAUCUUAUGCAGAAGAAUGCCAAGAUGUAUAUAAUGGGUUGUCAGGGGCCAAUUCACAAACUUCAACUUGUCUCAUGACAUCAGAGCCUCUGCCAUCUGCAGUCCCUCCUGUUAUGAAUGGGGUAUCUAGCACUUCUGUCAACAGAGACGACAUUCCUUCCAAACCCAGAGUUUUCUUUAGACGAUCGCCAACUGCUUCUCCCCGAAUGCCAUCUGAGGUGUCAUCUUUCUCAGAGUCCAUUAAAUCUAAAUGGGUUGCGGCUUCAGCCAGAUACAAGGAAUCAAUCUCUAAAAGUACUCGAGGCAUAAAGGAGAAGCUACUUGCUCGUAAUAGUUCAGUUAAGGAGCUUAGCAAAGGAGUUCAGAGGGAGAUGAGUGCAGGGAUUGCUGGUGUUGCCCGAAUGAUUGAGCGGUUAGACCUUACCCCAAAAAGAACUGGAACCUCCAGUCCAGUUUCUGAUUUGAGGCCAGGAGCAUCAGACCUCUUGAAGGGUAAGGGCAUGCAAGAGAAUAUUGUUGCUUGGGCACCUGACAGAAAAAGUGAGGAAGUUGCAUUUGCUACAAGCUUGAAUGCUUCUUCACAUUUCUCCUGCACUGUCCCAGGUCAACUGGAAGUUCUCCAUGCAGAGGUUCAGAAACCUUAAUGCAUUAUUGCUCAGAGAGGUCAUUGACACUGUGGAGCUGAAACCUGAAUGUUUAAUUGUGCUUUUACAUGUUCUGAGAAAGGGCAAAUGAUGUAAGCGACGUGCUGUGAAGAAACCAAUUACCUAUUGGUUUGCGUCCUGCAUUGCUAUUUAUGCACAAGUAAUGACCUUAGUUGGCAGGAGUUACUGUUCAAGAAAAAAAGUAAUUACUCUUGUCAUGAAUUCUUAUAGGAGAAUAAAAGAUGAGGCCUCUUCGCAAUUUUAUUAAUUGCUUGUCAAUUACAGAGAAACUAGAUUUUCUACUCUGGCAUGUUUGCUUGUGCUCUUAUUAUAUUUAAUAUUCUACUUGGAUGUGA
Manihot esculenta (cassava) is the source of this 1785-nucleotide messenger RNA. Its product is annotated as E3 ubiquitin-protein ligase RHF1A. Gene Ontology annotation, molecular function: metal ion binding; ubiquitin-protein transferase activity. The coding region runs from base 284 to 1429 and encodes 381 amino acids. The record is from RefSeq and is a predicted model, not a curated record. The transcript is spliced from 8 exons. NCBI's taxonomy places the organism in Eukaryota, Viridiplantae, Streptophyta, Magnoliopsida, Malpighiales, Euphorbiaceae.